This is a messenger RNA of Penicillium daleae, 591 nucleotides long. RefSeq lists its product as uncharacterized. The record is from RefSeq and is a predicted model, not a curated record. NCBI's taxonomy places the organism in Eukaryota, Fungi, Ascomycota, Eurotiomycetes, Eurotiales, Aspergillaceae. The transcript has a single exon. Bases 1 to 591 code for a protein of 196 amino acids.
AUGGCAACCACCUACGACCACGUCAUCUUCGUUGCCCGAAGCUCCAUCGACAGGAACAUAUUGAACAGCCAGAGAAGAGAGAGCGAGGCCGAUCUAAACGUCAGUCUCGAAUACACCAAAGCGUGCUAUGAACAGGCCUACGGGCCCAUCACGGGCCUCUGGGAGUUCCACACCUUCGCCUGGCCCUCCUUCCUCGAGUUACCAGAAACAUGUGCAACCAUUCGCUUCUUCGCCCAGCGCACCAUAGACCUGGAAGAUACGAACACCCAGAUGAUGGUCGUGCUCAACGGCUGGGACGGACUGACCUCACAUGUGCGAAGCUUCACUACGCUUUUCAGAGACCACGCCUCUCACAUCACUAUUCGUGUCUUUGCCGAUCAACCCCGUUCGUUCUACCAAGUUAAUGUGGCGCAGAUCUUCCAACUGUUUGAUGGCAUACUCCUCAUCAAUCCUUACCUUGAGGGCCUUCCUCAUGAACAGUUGGAUGAGGGGGUCAUGGAGGUUCUGAACCGCAUGGAAAGCCAGCUUGAAUACUCCACCGCGCUGUUCUACCGUUAUUUCAGGACAUUCGGGGCGCUCCAGCUCAACUGA